Messenger RNA from Talaromyces rugulosus, 3501 nucleotides. RefSeq lists its product as uncharacterized. The record is from RefSeq and is a predicted model, not a curated record. NCBI's taxonomy places the organism in Eukaryota, Fungi, Ascomycota, Eurotiomycetes, Eurotiales, Trichocomaceae. The coding region runs from base 1 to 3501 and encodes 1166 amino acids. Gene Ontology annotation, molecular function: DNA binding; zinc ion binding; oxidoreductase activity. Gene Ontology annotation, biological process: DNA-templated transcription. The transcript has 10 exons. Gene Ontology annotation, cellular component: nucleus.
AUGCAGGCUCUCAACACUCCUUCAUACGGGCCGCCGUCUGGCUAUCAGAUUUCCGAGCUCCCCAAACCAGAGCUCGAGAAUGCGGACGAUGUGAUUAUCAAAGUUCACGCUGCUAGCAUUAAUCCCAUCGACGUGAAAAAGGCUUCUGGCAUGCUCAAACUUGCCACGAAAGACUCAUUUCCGUAUAAAAUCGGUUACGAUUGCGCGGGCGUAGUGACUAAGACCGGUGUCGGCGCGAGUCGACUUAAAGUCGGAGAUGAAGUAUAUACAAGGUUGCCGGAGUACUGUCGAGGGUCUUGUGCUGAAUUUGUGCGCUGCCCAGAACAUUCUGUUGGUCUCAAGCCGCCCUCAUUAUCCUGGGAGCAAGCUGCUUCUAUUCCCUUGGCUGCUAUGACAGCCCUGCAGGCACUGAAGAAAUACGACGGUGAUCUUGCAGGGAAGACUGUCUUUAUACCAGCUGGCCUGAGCGGAACAGGGUUAUUCGCAUGCCAGCUAGCGAAGCAUGUAUUUCGAGCCGGCAAGGUGAUAACGACUGUAUCAACAUCAAAAAUACCCAAAGUACCGGAGCUUCUGGGUGAGGGAACGGUCGAUGAGAGUAGGGACAAUUAUAUCAAUGGUGAUACUGGAUUGACCGCUAAUAAUAAUUCUAUCGCAGUUAUUGACUACACCAAGACCGAUCCAAGAUCGGCCAUUGAAUCUGGCUCCGUCGACUUUUUAUUCGACACCGUUGGUCAAGCCAUGGACUUCCUCGUCCUGAUGCGACCGAAUACCAGUCGCAUUGUGUCUGUGUCUACAAUGCCAUCGGGGGACCAGCUCCAGAAUUCUUCAAUGAUGGAGCUCCCUCACAAGCCCACUGUGCCACUGCCUUUCCGGCUGGUCUUAAAUGGCCUUGAUUACGUUCGCCAGCUGCGUGCGUGGCGAUAUGGGACACAUUAUUCUUACUUUUUCCUAGAGUCUUCUGUUGAUGAUCUCGAUGAAUUGCGGAAAUAUGUUGAAGAGGGUAAACUGAAAACCGUUGUGGGGACGAGUGUUGACCUGCGAGACAUCGAGGCGGUUCGCAAUGCUUGUCAGGUCGUGUACGAUGGCAAGGGUGGCCUUGCCGAAAUCGAAGAAACAAUGAAUACAGGUUCUACACAUCGUCCUUCAAGCUCAGUGGAGCAGGACGAUGGAUCGAUUGCUAGUUCUGGAGAAACAAUGAGUCUCCAGGGCCAAAGUAGUCUGCAAAUUACCGACUCUCUAGACUUUGAGCUUGGGUGGAUGAGACUUUUCCCUGUAGUAGAAACAGAAUUGCCGCAAAAAUCUUUGAGUGAAUUGUACCGCAUUUUUUUCAGAGACAUUCAUCCCACUUUCCCAAUCCUUCAUGCUCCAAGGUACUUCCACAGGCUACAUCUACAAAAAGUCGACGAUGGUAUCCAAUGUCUGCAAUACAUCAUAUGGAGCCAUGCAGCUAGUUUUAGUGAAAGUUUCUCACACAUGCGAGAUAAAUUCUACGAGCAGGCGAGACGCUAUGCAUGCGCGAAUGAAAUGAACGACACAGUGGGAAUUUCUCUUUUACAGUGCCAGGUUCUGGCCUUAAUCAGCUAUUACGAAUACAAACACGCCAUUUUCCCUCGGGCAUGGUUAACCGCAGGAAAAGCUAUGAGGCUUGCGCAUGUUCUGAAUCUGCACCGUAUGGACUCCCGGGUACACUGCAAUUCCACUCUCGGCGAUUCAAGUGAGUGGAUUGAGAUGGAAGAACGGCGUCGAGCGUUCUGGUCGGCAUUCUGUCUGGAUAGUUACGCUGGCUUUGGUGGUGGAUUUUUAUCAAUGACUGACGAGAGUGAUAUCUCGACAUACUUACCAUCCGAAGACGAGGCAUUCGAAAAGGACACGGUUCCCCAAAAUUCCUCGCAUACGCUUGCAAAUGCUCUUCAAUUAGAAAAUUGUCAAACUCUAUCGCCUUUUGGAAGCGUAGUGGUUCUCUCGUGGCUCGCUGCGCGGACGGCCGACCAUCUACGCACCCAAGACGACCGGAAAUACUGGGAAACCUAUCACCUGAUUGAUACACAGUUGCUGCAGAUUAGUUUAUGUCUGCCAGGCCACCUGAAAUUACCCAUUGGAAUCCAUCAGCCCAAUGCCGUCUUGACGAAUAUGUUGUUGCAUGCAUUAACAGUGUCUUUACACCAGGAUGCUGCUGUCAAGGCUACUAAUGAUCCUCUUAAAAGGCAUUUGGCAUGGGAAAGCAACAUGAGAUGUUUGACUUCGGCUUUGGAAAUUGCGAAUAUCGUGAAACAAGUGACGGAGGUCAAUUUGGCAGUAAUACACGUUGUCACGCCAUUCUCCAUCUUUGUAGCAUUGAGGUAUCUAAUGACUCAACCUGGACCGGAAUCCAAACAGACUUGCCAGUUCCUGAUGAAUGUCCUGGGAUCCUGUGCUACCAAGCAGAACAACGUUCUAGCUGGAUUUUUUCUGAAUGCUAGGGUUCUACAAUUGGAAGGGCAAGCUGAUAGUCAACUUGCGGGGAGAUAUCUCCCGGCUCCAAAACUUCUAAGUUAUUCUACCAUGGGAAUAUUUUCUUAUACAAAACCGUCCUUUACGGACAAGGAGCUUUCCGACCAACGCGGAAAAGUAUUUAUUGUGACUGGUGCCACGAGCGGUAUUGGUGAACUUUUGGUGGACAUUCUAUACUCGAAAAAUGCCAAAGUCUAUAUUGCUGCGCGAUCCGCAGAUAAAGCCGACAAGACUAUUCAAAACUUGCAGACAAAACACCCGUCUUCUCAAGGAGAACUUAUAUUUCUUCAUCUCGAUCUCGAAGAUCUCUCGACCAUAAAGAAUUCCGCUGAAGAGUUUCUCAAAAAGGAAAAUAAACUGAAUGUGCUCUGGAACAAUGCCGGAGUCAUGGUUCCUCCGCAGGGCAGCAAGUCCAAACAGGGCUACGAGUUACAGCUCGGAACCAAUAACCUCGCACCUUUCCUCUUUACAAAACUACUCACGCCUGUUCUCUCGAAAACCGCCAAAGUCGAACCAAUCGGCAGCGUCCGAGUUGUCUGGGUAGCCUCAUCCGCAGCCAGGAAUUUCGCGCCGCGCGGUGGAAUCGUGAUGGACAACUUGGACUACAACAAGGACCAAAGCGCAUGGCACAAAUACGGUGUUAGCAAGUCUGGAAACAUUUUUCAAGCAGCAGAAUACACCCGGCGCUUCGAGAACGAAAAUAUACUUAGCGUGUCGCUGGAUCCGGGGAACCUGAGAACUCCGCUUUACAACACUACGCCGAAGUGGCAAAUGCCCUUUAUCAAUCUCGUUUUAAAGGAUCCUAUAAAUGGAGCGUAUACAGAGUUAUAUGCUGGGUUUUCCCCCGAAGUGCAGAUGAAACACGGUGGUCGGUUCAUUCAGCCGUUUGGACAUAUCGGUUACACCCGUUCUGAUAUUGAAACAUCACGGAAAAAAAAGUCUGAAGGGGGUAAUGGAAUUGCAGAAGAGUUCUAUGACUGGACUGAACAGCAAGUAGCACCUUUCCUGUAA